Messenger RNA from Galendromus occidentalis (western predatory mite), 2646 nucleotides. Its product is annotated as PGC-1 family member spargel. The record is from RefSeq and is a predicted model, not a curated record. Gene Ontology annotation, biological process: positive regulation of transcription by RNA polymerase II. The transcript has 6 exons. Gene Ontology annotation, cellular component: nucleus. NCBI's taxonomy places the organism in Eukaryota, Metazoa, Arthropoda, Arachnida, Mesostigmata, Phytoseiidae. Gene Ontology annotation, molecular function: transcription factor binding; RNA binding. The coding region runs from base 241 to 2211 and encodes 656 amino acids.
ACACGUGGAGAGUCUGUUUGGUGAUGUGUGUGCUGCAGAUCAAUCUGUUACUUGCCUUCGAUAGUAUCCAAUGUCGCCAUCUGUUUGAAAGAGAUACAACCUGUAACCGCUGCAAUCGGCAGUCUCUCCAUCGUGUCGAACACCUCGUACCUGUGAAAAACCUUCGAGCGUUCAAGGAAGACAGGCGGCUGUUCAAAUAGAACCAUCUACCACGGAGUUUGAACCUGUGAGCAUACGACUAUGGCGAGCAUGACGGCGAGCACAGAUUUCCGGCGGUCGAACCACGAACGGAGCCAUUCGGAGAGCUCGGUCUGGAUCGACGACUACCUCAACGCCGACGGGCUGGACACCGACGAUCUGCUAGACCUGAGGAGCGGCGGAGUGAAUCUGCUCGCGCCUUUCGCAGACGAUGAUGAUCUCCAAUCAGCGCUCUCGCAUUUCAUUCCGGAAUGUGCCUUCUCCGAGUUCGAUGCUGUCGAACCAGUCGACAUCGAGACGGUGGAAGCGGAGCAACUUUCCCAAAGCUCAGUCCCCCAUGAUACCACUUCAGUGAGAGUUCCUGAAAUCGGAACACAGCGUCAACGGAGAACGAAAGAGACGAGUCGUAGAGUUAGCGAAAAUGUUUUUCCUGAUCCCGUGCAUUCCGGUCAGAAUGCGUUCGCGUCACCUUCACUGCCUGUGAGCCGUUGCAAUAAAAUUAUUUCGCCGAAGAAAGCCUCGACUCCCUCACCGAGAAAGUGGAUGGGAGCUCACCAGCAGCCCGGGCCGAGUCUCAAAUCGCCCGGAAAGAGCAAACCUAAAACCAGCGAUAGUCCGACGGAAAAGAGCGAUAAAGUUCGGCUGGAGGGAGUGCUAGUUUCUUCGCACAAUCGGGGUAAUGCGAGCUCGAAGAAGCAGAAGAUAGUUUCUCAGGCGCUGCUGGACAAACUGAAAGCUGCCUCAAAGAAGGCGGCACGUCAAUCAAUCCUGAUCUCGACUCCUGUCACGCAGCAGCCCGCCAAACGGUACUUCGUGUCCCUAGAUCACGAUUAUUGUGUUGACAUGACGAAGGGUGAGAAAGAUGAUCUCGAGGUGCAGCCGAUGGAACUGGAGCCAGAAGACGAGAGAGCCGUCGCGCGCAUUGAAGUGCUGCCCGACUUGAGCUUGGCGGCGAGAGAGCUUCCAGUCGAUCGGGCACCACUUGCGCACGACCCCGAUGUCAAAGUCAGCGGAGUUCAAACUUCGGUUAAUCAUCCAGUGGAAGUCGACAGAGAGCAACAAGAACUCGAACUGUGCGCCAACGUGGUCAACGAAGAAGUGGUGACCUCCAUCGAAACGGGGAGCGCUUCGUCGGACUCUGGGAUCGACAGUUUCAUACGCACCGAGGAGGACGACUUCGAAGGCAGCUUACGGAAGGGAUGGACCGAUGGCAAGUCGCGGAAAUCCAGGCGGUCUUCGCCCUCCUCAUCCGACUGCAGCAGUAUCAUGAGCGUCCGGAGCAGGAGAAGUACAAGUCGAAGGAAUCGCGGAAAAAGUUCUUCCCGUCGGAGGGGCUCUCGGAGCCGGAGUCCAAGCCUCCGGAGAACGUACAGCUCCUCGAGACGGAGAGCUUAUUCCCGAGAUUCGUCCCCUGACUCCAACAGCGGUUCUGAAGACCGUCGAUACGACCGAUCACGCGUUGAGAGAAGAUCUCCGUAUGAAACGAGUUGGAACAGAGAUAGAGGCGUUCGUCGCGAGCGGAAAAACAUCUGGGCUUCGACAGAAGAGCCGAAAAUGUAUCCGCGCAUGCCACCCCUGAACAAGUCUGGUCAGAAAACGAUCAUGCAGUCAGCAUUGGAAACGAUCGAGCGAGGUGGCGAUCGUCAAGUUCUCUAUGUCGGUCAAAUCCAGGAAGGCACGACACGCAAUCAGAUCAGGGAGAAAUUCGACCGCUUCGGUCCGAUCGCAGAAGUUUCUCUCCACUUCAGAGAAACGGGGGAAAACUACGCUUUCGUGACGUUCCAUCAACCGAAGGAUGCAUACUUCGCGUUGGAGAACGCCGCCUCAUUGCCCGAUUUCAAACUCUGUUUCGGCGGUAGACGUCAGUUUUGUGGACGCAAGUGGUCUGACCUCGAUAAUGAUCCGGAACGCGCUUACCAUAGCACAGGUUCGAAAGACCUCGUUGAAAAACACGACGACUUCGACUCAUUACUGAGUGCACUCAAGACUGCUUCGAAACGUCGGCAAAUUUAGCGGGAACGCUUGUGAUACCUGAGGAGCACCGCUCAAUCGCGACUUUAGCGGAUUGAAUGAGCGGAAGACGGAUGGCAAAAAUGGACUCGUGCCGCGCGACGAGAACUGAGACAUAGGAAUGAACUGCUCGGAAUGUUUCCAGAACUACUCACCUGAGGUAAUCCGUGCUCAGAGGGUUCGCUACGGAACAGACAAUUUGGACUGUCACUUAAUGCAUGAGAGAUGAUUCAUUUCAUCAAUGAUUUCGUCCGUGGAACGGGGCGUAUAGGGAGAAAAAAUUCUUGGUCAAGCAGGUACUUCAUGUAGGGGUCAGUAAUUGGAAGAAUCCAGAAAAAUGCAAAUGCCCUAAUCGUCUUCCUCAAAGGUUCCCUGCGUGGAGCCGUCCUGGAAGUUACCCCGUUUUAGAAUGUAUACGGCUCCGAGUGAAACCGCACU